Durotheca rogersii is the source of this 964-nucleotide messenger RNA. RefSeq lists its product as uncharacterized. The record is from RefSeq and is a predicted model, not a curated record. The transcript has a single exon. The coding region runs from base 203 to 913 and encodes 236 amino acids. NCBI's taxonomy places the organism in Eukaryota, Fungi, Ascomycota, Sordariomycetes, Xylariales, Xylariaceae.
UAUGCGCCGUCGUAGAAAGGAAACGCGCUUACCUUUUGGACCUUCGCAGGCGGGAUCUGAUCAAUAGCCAGCAUGGCGGUGGAUACGUCGGAGUGUCGUUUCGGCAUAGGUGUGAAAAGCUUGGUCAAGCAAUACCCCGUCCCGUCGGGUAGCUGGUGAACUAGCUAAGAUGUAGAGAGGAUGCGGUGUGACGUGGACUUAUAUGAUCUUGCGGAACGCCGAUACUGAAGGGGCUCGGCUGCUAUCUCAGUCGUUGUUGGGAAACGCGUUGAUCAAUGAGAGACAGGGCCGGAGGGUCCUGGCAGGAGUGGCUAACUGCUCCCCAGAAUUUGGUGCUGGUCGAGAGCCGAAAAGCAGUGGCGAGGAAACGGAGGGUACACUAGGGAGAUGGAGAGUGCGACUCUUGACGAGACUCGGAUCGCGUAUGGCAGAUAUACUUAAUGUCGGCUCUCUAUCCCUCGCACGCGCUGUGUCCCGUUGUUUGCUUCCGAUUUGUGCCCAGGUGUUUGUAGUGGCGUUGGUCUCUUUAAUACCGGCUGCCAGGCUAUCCGGAAGCGCCGUGACACGAUCAGUAGGAUCGUCUUGGACGGUCUAUAUAAUCAGCCAGCCACCCCAGGUACUAUCUGGAAACAGUUGGCGUGGGUGUAAGCAGGUUUUAGGGCUGGCAGGGGCCCUCCGACAUAGGUGGGGAUGUUGUCGACCGGCUAAGCAGCGGGGAGAAAGAAGCCAGCAAGGCCAAGUCGACGUGAUAGCACCGACGGUAGCCCUGCAAGCGGCAGUAGAGGGAAGGGGUGGCGGUGGGUAUGGGUAUGGUAGCUCCAGUUGUUGCCAAAGACGAGAACACUGGGAAUCCCGGGGAGGCGGGUAUCGGUGGUUAAGGAGGUGGUGGUGGUGGCAGCAGUUGUUAUGGUGAUGGUCUCGGCGGCGGGAGUCAUGCAGGGGAGAUUACUUAGGGGGGGAGGGG